Anas platyrhynchos (mallard) is the source of this 5921-nucleotide messenger RNA. It is a transcript of the gene DTL, whose product is annotated as denticleless E3 ubiquitin protein ligase homolog. Gene Ontology annotation, biological process: proteasome-mediated ubiquitin-dependent protein catabolic process; mitotic G2 DNA damage checkpoint signaling. Gene Ontology annotation, cellular component: nucleus. The record is from RefSeq and is a predicted model, not a curated record. NCBI's taxonomy places the organism in Eukaryota, Metazoa, Chordata, Aves, Anseriformes, Anatidae. Gene Ontology annotation, molecular function: protein binding; protein-macromolecule adaptor activity.
GCGGUUUUGGCGCGGCGCUUGGUGGCGGGAGUCGGCGCCGCUUGGCGGGAGGCCGCGCGCUCGGGCGCGUCUUGGCCAUGCUGUGCCGGGCGCUGCUCCGCCGCGCCGCCGCCACCUCCGCCGUGCCCCCCCGUCAGCCCUCGGCGCUUCCCCUCCAGCAUCUCCUCGAGAGCUACGCGUGCCGCCGGGAGGAUGAUCACCUCUCCUACGGGGAAACCGGCAUGCCGGUCCCGCCCUUCGGCUGCCGCUUCUCUGCAGCGCCGAACUUCGAGCAUAUAUUGGCAGUUGCAAAUGAAGAAGGAUUUGUUAGACUGUAUGAUACCGAAGCUCAAACAACCAGCAAAGUGAUCUUCAGAGAAUGGCAGGCUCACUCAAAUGCUGUAUUUGACCUUGCCUGGGUACCAGGAGAACACAGGAUUGUCACUGCUUCAGGAGACCAGACAGCCAAGGUGUGGGAUGUGAGAGCUGGGGAGCUUCUUGGCAUAUGCAAAGGUCACCAGUGUAGCCUCAAGUCAGUUGCUUUCUCUAGAUUUGAGAAAGCUGUCUUCUGUACUGGAGGCAGAGAUGGAAACAUCAUGGUUUGGGAUACCAGAUGCAGCAAGAAAGAUGGAUUUUAUAGGCAGGUGAAUCAAAUCAGUGGAGCACACAACGUGGUUGAUAAGCAGACUCCUUCCAAGCUCAAGAAGAAGAGGCAGAACCUAAGAGGUCUUGCUCCCCUGGUGGAUUUUCAACAGAGUGUAACUGUGGUGCUGCUUCAGGAUGAACAUACUCUUAUCUCUGCAGGAGCUGUUGAUGGCGUGAUCAAAGUUUGGGACUUGCGCAAGAACUAUGCUGCUUACCGUCAGGAUCCAGUGCCUUUCAAGUCUUUCUGCUACCCUGGCACCAGUACUCGCAAACUGGGAUAUUCUAGUCUAGUUUUGGAUUCCACUGGUGCUAAUCUCUUUGCUAACUGCACUGACGACAGUAUCUACAUGUUCAAUAUGACAAGUUUAAAGACCACUCCAGUGGCGGUUUUCAGCGGACACCAGAACUCCAGCUUUUACAUCAAAUCUAGUACUAGCCCAGAUGACCAGUUCCUGGUGAGCGGCUCGAGUGACUGCAACGCGUACAUCUGGAAGGUUUCUGAACCCAGCCUGCCUCCAAGGAUACUUGUUGGUCACUCUCAAGAGGUUACUUCCAUUGCUUGGUGUCCUUCAGACUUCACUAAGAUUGCCACGUGCUCUGAUGACAACACUGUGAGAAUUUGGCGCCUACAACACUGUCCUGAGGAGGAGAAGUCAGCGUCCAGUAAAACCAACUUGGUGGGCUGGGCCACACAGAAGAAAACAGAACAUCGUGGAGCAGGAUCACCAUCCAGCCUACAGAAUACUCCUGCCAAGGCUGUCACAGUGGGCAAUCCGUGUGUUUCCUCGCCACGUCCAGCUGCCUGUGCUCCCAGUUAUUCUGGAGACCUUCCUCUUUCUACAAACACUCUUACAGUCUCCCUCAAAACCCAAAUUGCUGCAGCCUGCACACCAGCAAAGCGGACUGGAGCCAGCCCAUGCGCUUCUCCCAAACCUGUGACUUCCUCCAAAAUGUCCAUUAAACACUGGGUUACCAGGACUCCAUCCUCUUCUCCUCCAGAAGUGGGGAAAAAGGCUCUUUCUCCUAGAAAAGCCCUGGCAGAAGUCACACAAGGUCUCCUAGAAACAUCUAGCACUCCUAAAGCACCACACUCACAGGUUGAAAAGCGUGCCAAGAGGAGGCUCGACUGCAGCAAGGAAGGCGAUGUGAGACAGAAGUGUCUGCAGGCCUGUAGCUGUGUGACUGAACUGGACCACGUGGCUAAGAAGUCCAAGCUAAACUUGUGUCACUUGGCUGCAGAGCAGAAAGCUUGUGAUGAAGGCUCUCUAAGUCUGGCUGACCUGGAUAAUGAGCAAGAAGGCUCUAGCCACAGCCCAAAAGAGCCUUCUCUUUCUGGAAGCCGUAUUAAUCCAUCCGGUGUUCAAACUUCCCCUCUUCCUUUCCAAUCUCCAUGUGGAAAAGGCACAGAUGUGGUAGAUAAGGAGAAUAGUUCACCUGAACGAAAAAACUGGCUGUCUGCUCUGGGAGAGAAGCUACGGACUGGCAAAGCUGGCAGCCCCCCGUCAUCUUGCAGUCCCAGCGCAAAACGACAGGAUGCUGCAGCAGUGGCCACCUCACCGAAAAAUGCUGUAACCACUCCAUCUUCCAUGAGGAAGAUCUGCACAUACUUCCACAGAAAGCCACAGAAUGACUGAAGCAGUGUGUGGCAGUUGCACCUGAUGGAUGUUGACACUGUGGUAUUGAGACCAGAUUUAGCAGCGCUGCCAGAGCAACGUGCUGGGAUUACACAGUUUGUUUUCAGACCUCAGUAAACUUGGGUUUUUACUCUCCUCUUUUUAAAGCCAUUAACAUUUGAAAUCAACCAAGCGUGGAAAAUUAUCAUAAUACUUAGACUCAUGGUUUCUUAAUUGCUUCAGCUGAUGGAUCUUAUUUUGUAAAGAAAACAGAGUAUUUUUUAUAUGGCAACUGUUACCGUCCAAAUUGAGCAACAGCUCUGCUGUGCAUUGUUGACAGGCACAUGAAGCUUGUCUUUUAAUGUUACUAAUCUGCUGUUGAAAUUUUCUCUGCUUAAAGAGUACUGUGUGAAGCAUUGCAGAAAAGUAAGUGUUGUGUGUCAAGAAGCCUGUGCUGGAGGUAGAGCUAAACCACUUCAUGCUGAAUGGCAUUUCCAGUUAUUCCUCUCAUACAGCAACAACAACCGAGCAAGGAAGUUAUGAAAGUGUAAAUAAUACAGAAGACUUUCAAAUGCCCUUGUAUCCAUCUCCAUCCAAUGGCACAACUGAUUAUAUUCCGAGAGGAGAGAGUAUAAUCAAGUACUUAACACCUGUACUCCUCUUACCAUCCCCUUCCUUCUCCAAGUCUGAAAACUUCUGUAUUUAUAAACUUAGCUGGCCGUAGGACCAUCAGCACUACAGCUGUUGAGACCAACAGCUUGUCGCUUCUCCAAAAUAAAAUAUUGGCAAGACGUGUUACAAAAGUUAGUUCAAUCUGUCCCAAAUAGUGCUCCGUAACAGCUGGUUGCUCAGCAACUUCUUACAGAUUCAGCCUGCAGCAAAGGCAUUAAUAACUGCUUGUAAAAUACCUUUAUAACACUUAUAAUACAGUAUUUAUAAAAUAAUACCUUGUAAAUUAGGGGGCACUUCACAUCUUAGAAAGCACUUCACAGCGUUUACAUAUUAAUGUUUUAUAUGCUUUCCCAUCUGUAAGUCAUCACUGAUGCUGAUAGAACAAGGUCAGUAGCUGAAAUGAGAUCACUGUCCUGCUGGCUAAUGAUAAUAACCUUGUGGUCAUGGUUUCCCGAGAGGUGGUUAGUAAAAGAUCUGUAUCUUAGAUUGGAGCAUUUACUCUGUCUUCUGGUAUGAUGGUUCCUAUGAACUUAAAUAAAUAAACAGCACCUCAGAAUCCCUAUUAAGUCUUUAUAUUGCAAAAGUAUUGAGGUAUUUGAUGGGGAUGUGCUCCAGCUAACUGAUGUUUUCUGUCUGAAAAUUUCAGACCUACUUUACAGCAUCAGCUAACUGAUGUUUUCUGUCUGAAAAUUUCAGACCUACUUUACAGCAUCAUUGAAUUACUAUGGUAGUUGAAAGGGAUUAGAAGAAAACAUGCUGGUUUGUAUUUUGCUGUGGAUUGUAUUUUGCAAGGAAGUAAAAUACAUGAAAGAACUGGCUUCUGUGAAAGGUCUCUUGUAGUUACAAAGCAAAAAUAAAUGGGUAACGUAAUUUAAAGGAGAAAAAAAAAACAAACAAAACAACAUCAAGUCAUCAUCAAGUUGAAGCUUUUAGCAGGAGCACUCAGGUACAUGUAGGUACCAGAACAACUUCCUCUUGUUUAUUGAAUUACAACCCAUCAUCCUGUGACCUUUGAGGAGAUGUCAUUAAGUUGGAAGAAAGUGGGAAAGGCAAUGUAGUGCUUCGGGCAUUUUUUGGUAGUUUUUUUAAAGAAAAAAAAAUAAAUUGAUUAUCUGAACAGAUAAUAGCUUGAGUAAAAUGGGAAUAAAAAUCUAUUAGUUUAAUAUUAACCUACUUCUGGAUAUUGAGCUGUAUAGGUGGAAGUAGCAAAAAUAUAACAAGGCAAUCUGGUAGGUUUGUGAUUAAAUUCUGUCUGAACUGUAAUUAAUCAGAGCAACUGCGUAGGAUUCAAACUGCCUUGCCUACAGCCAGUCUUCCAUAACAGGUUGCAGAAUAAGGAGAUAAGGACCUUCUUGAAGUAUGAGUGUCUUGUCAGCCAUUUCAACAGCAAUAGGAUUUUGUGUUCCACCAUAUCUUUCACAAUAUUUUCAUCCUCCAGGAAUGUUCUACACUCAAAGUAUUAUCUCCUGUAUCUUGUAAAUGACUACCUAGGGAUGAUUUACACUAAAGGUUGUUCAUCCCAGUGGUAACCAUCAGUGUGGAUGGGAGAUUUUCACUUUCUAAACAGUACCUGUUUAGCAGGAUCACUUGUUCUUCGGAACAUAGGCUGUAAUUCCUGUCACCUUAAGGUGCGGAAGCCUGGUUCAGAGCCUAGGAGAAGUAACUGAAGCUCAUAUUUUUCCAUGUCAAAAUGCCUUGAUCUUGUGACAGAGUCAUGAUUGCAGGAGCAUCAAAUCACUGAAACAAAUCAUAUGUCAAGUGGUUUAAGGUAACAGGUCCUGUCUUUACCUGAGACACUUGUUGAACUAAGCACCAAGGGCUAUGCCUUCAAGGAACUGAGCUCUUGUUUUGAGCUAGCAAGCUACAUCUCUGAAUCAUCUUUCCUUCUAAAGGACUGACAGAAAUUCUGUACUCCAUGAUUGCUUCUUUUGAAAUAUUAUUCCCCAAACCCCAUAUGUAUAUCAAUUCCAUCUUAUGCAGGUUUUAUUUUGCAGGCUUUCCAUGCAGAAGAUACUUCUUACUGAUGUCUUUCUCCUCAGUGUUUACCUUCUAAUUGCCAAGUGGGAUUUGGGAAUGACCAGGGCUGCUUAUGAUAGUACCCUUUCCAAUAGUUGUUACUAAUGCUAUGUUGAAAGUUAAGCCUGGCACUGCUCAGCUCUGAGCAGUCAACCAGUUUAGCUUACUAGCAGUUUUACAGGCUGGCAGUGGCUUUGAGCUAGCCUGGCUUGACAAAACUGAAGAGAUGCUUGGUCAGCUGGCUUUGGCAAGUAUUUCUUCUGGUAACAGUGCCUACUGAAAAAUCUCUUGGGGAAGCUAACUCCAAAGAAAACCAAAAAUUGAAUUGCCAUGGUUCCCUGACUCAGUAGAUAGCUAUAUCAAAACCAUUGAGGCGAUGGAAGUGACGAUCUGGGGACACCAUUGCCCACUAAGAGGACUGUUCCAUCAAACUAUUUCUUGAAGUGUACAGUUGGUAACUUCUUGUUGGCCAGGGAUUGCUAAAGUCUUCCUUUGGCACAGCUGACCAUGGCUGAAAUCUGGAUUUCUUACCUUCAUACCACCCUGUAGACUGAUCUACAAAGGUUGAUGGAAAAUACGCUAUUGUGCCAUAGAAAAAAGGUUCUAGGUGCUCUCUGUAUGUGGUAUAUAAUUUCUUAAUCUUUGUUUAGAAAUAGAUGUAUUUCAGCUAGGAAUUUACCAAAAGUGUUUGGUAGCUGGCUAGAACUGUCCCAAUACUCAAGGGUAAAGACAUCCCUCAAGGUCAGGUAUUAAGACUGUUUUUGUAGCCAAUACUGGUUUGGCAGUAAAUGGAAAACAGUGUUUGGACCAUCUUCAGGUCCAUGACAAUCAAAUUUCAUUCUUCCUUUCUGAAGCUGACCUAAACAGUUUUCAACUUACUUGGAAAUUAUCACACUUUGUUUCUCUAUAUUUUGUUGAUAACAGUUAACCCAAUGGCUUGCAAUCUUUUGUUCUCUGUGACUCAGUCCACAAUAAAUAAAAUACAUUCUGCUCCUA